AUUUGAUUUGUCAUGCCUCUAGUUGAAGUAGACAUGGACGAGUUCCUGGUUCCCCAAUCGAGGAGACAGAUGCGAGAGAGUGCAGUCUCCUUUGCUCCUCAGACCACAGCUGAUCCAAUGCCAAUUUAUGACCUGAACAGACCCAUUUCCUGUGGAACCACCACCAUUUGCAUGGAGUUCGAAGGAGGCGUCGUGUUAGGCGCUGACAGCCGAACCUCUUCUGGGCCCUUCAUCGUGAGUCGUGUCACUGACAAACUCACCAAAGUAGUCGACAACGUCUACGUCUGCAGAGCAGGAAACGCAGCGCACACCCAAGCACUCACAGAUGUAGUUGCCUAUCACAUGGAUUUCUACAAAAUGAACAAUAAAGGCAAGCAUCCCCCGGUUGAGCUAGCAGCCAACACGUUCCAGGAUCUGGGCUAUAAUUACAGAGAUCAACUGUUGUGCAGUUUUGUAGUCGCAGGUUGGGAUGAUAUCAAAGGAGGCCAGGUGUAUCAGGUCCCGAUAGGAGGUCUUAUCUCUCGCUUGCCCUGGUCAAUGGGGGGAUCGGGCAGUAUCUACGUGUACGGGUACAUGGAUGCCAUGUUCAAAGAGGGAAUGAAAAGAGACGAAGCUAUUAACUUUAUGAAGACAUUAUUGGGUAUGGCGAUCAGUCGCGACGGAGGCAGCGGAGGAAUAGCGAGGGUGGCGCUGAUUACCAAAGAUGGAGUCGAAAGGAUGACCUUUUCAGAAGACCAAGGAAAUCUGCCCCUGUUUAGAAAGUGAAGUUUUCAUAUGAUACACCACUGAACUUGGGAUAAAAUGCAAUGAAUGAGUAGAAAAGUGCUGUAUGGUUUGAAGUUUGUUCGCUGAUUGGAUGGAUAAAUAUAGUUUAAUUGGACGGUCGUCAAAGUUCCUGUUAUUUGUUUAAUAUUAAUUUGACCCCAGUAA
Symsagittifera roscoffensis is the source of this 930-nucleotide messenger RNA. RefSeq lists its product as uncharacterized. Bases 13 to 765 code for a protein of 250 amino acids. The transcript is spliced from 2 exons. Gene Ontology annotation, cellular component: proteasome core complex. Lineage: Eukaryota; Metazoa; Xenacoelomorpha; Acoela; Convolutidae. The record is from RefSeq and is a predicted model, not a curated record. Gene Ontology annotation, molecular function: threonine-type endopeptidase activity.